Molecule: messenger RNA, 429 nt
Organism: Ilex paraguariensis (yerba mate)
Lineage: Eukaryota; Viridiplantae; Streptophyta; Magnoliopsida; Aquifoliales; Aquifoliaceae
Source: the annotation of a GenBank genome assembly
AUGGACAUUCCUCUGGUAGCAUUGGCAGUUGUUGGGCGCGAUGACGAGGGCAAGGGAGACCGUAAAGUUGGUAACUAUCUCAUGGAUGUGUUAAUGCGGGUUAAAAGGAGACUGCCUGCAUUUUGCAUUGAUCAAAUUGAACUUGUCAAGAUUAUUUUUUUCUGGAAGAAGCAAGACUUCACUAUCAAGGCUAUGUUGAAGAUGAGGAUGUUUGCUUGGGACUCGGUUGACUCGUGCAUCGUCGAUGGGCCGAUCGCUGGAGCACGUGACUAUCUAGUGGCAAACAAGUUUGCAAGAACACAUUGCAUUGAUCCAUAUCCUUUGUUUGAGAAAAUGAUGGAGGUUUUUGACGUGUCCCCGGCUGAGCUGAUUGAAAGUGUAGGCUCCUGUUCGAGUGGUGAUCCAGCAGAAGACAUAAAUAAUCCUUGA